AUGUCCACCACCGAGCCAAUAGAGCCGGCUCCAGAAGACACAGUUGAUGAUGACGCAUUCGAGGGUUCGGAUUACGGGGAGUCGCUCGUAUCCUCGGGCUUCACAUCGCUUGCUUCCCGCGUCAUGAGACAUUCGCACGAAGGUGGCAGACGAUAUCAGUCCUUCCUCCAGGGAAUAUACCCCCUGCCCAACGACGAGACGGAACAGUUCCGGGAAGAAAUGAAGCACCAAUUGAUCAAACGUCUUCUUGAUGGCAAUGACUACCUCUCUCCCAUCAAUGACAGUCCACAAAAAAUUAUGGACGUCGGCACCGGCACCGGCCUUUGGGCUGUAGAAGUGGCCGACAAGUUUCCUAGUGCACAUGUCAUUGGAGUAGACAUCUCUCCAAUCCAGAAUGCCUAUGGUCCUCAGAAUGUGGACUGGCGAAUUGACGAUGUUGAAGAAACCUGGUCCCCUCUAUACUCUGACUUGGACUUUGUGCAUUUGCGUUCAGUCAGUGUCACCCUUCGAGACCCAGUAAAGGUCAUCACGUCGGCGUAUCAUAAUCUAAAACCAGGCGGUUGGAUUGAAUUCCAGGACGCUGGCGUCAAAAUCGGAUGCGACGAUCACACGAUACCCGAGCACUAUGCUCCAACAAGAUUCAUGGACCUUUUCGUUCGCACGUUCAGAACUCACUUUUCCUGGGACCUAGGGAUUCCCCUCAUCCUACCCGAGAUCUUAAGAAAUAUUGGUUUCGUCAAUAUCCACUGCCGAACUCACAAGAUGCCCAUCGGGCCAUGGGCCAAGAGCAGGCAUCAGCGAGAAAUCGGUCUCUUCCUAAGUAAGGACGUCUUGUGGCAGCUCGUUCGCGCCGUCCUCGUGAAAUGGCCGCAGAUGGGCCUCACCCAGCAGGAGGCCGAAGCCAUGGAACAGGACAUCCGAAAGGCGUUCCACGACACCAGAAUACAUGCGUAUCUGCCGUGGAUCUCCGUCUGGGCCCAAAAGCCUUCCGCUUGA
This is a messenger RNA of Colletotrichum siamense, 996 nucleotides long. RefSeq names its product Secondary metabolism regulator LAE1. Gene Ontology annotation, molecular function: methyltransferase activity. Lineage: Eukaryota; Fungi; Ascomycota; Sordariomycetes; Glomerellales; Glomerellaceae. The coding region runs from base 1 to 996 and encodes 331 amino acids. The record is from RefSeq and is a predicted model, not a curated record. The transcript is spliced from 4 exons.